Messenger RNA from Coprinopsis cinerea okayama7#130, 1134 nucleotides. RefSeq lists its product as hypothetical. The coding region runs from base 1 to 1134 and encodes 377 amino acids. The record is from RefSeq and is a predicted model, not a curated record. NCBI's taxonomy places the organism in Eukaryota, Fungi, Basidiomycota, Agaricomycetes, Agaricales, Psathyrellaceae. The transcript has 8 exons.
AUGCAUCCAGCGAUUGAUAUUGCCGAGACGGCUACCUGUACCACUUGCCGAUUCGUGGAGGACAAAUCAAAUUACUGGACGGCUGUCAUGUACUUUAGGCAUCCCAAUGGGUCGUUCAUCCGUGUACCCCAAAUGGCAAACCAUAACACAGGACCAGGUCUCGCCGCGGGAGGAAUGACGGUCUAUUAUUUCCAGCCAAGAGCUCCUACAAAGAACCUCAAGAUUCAAGCAUUCGCUAAAGGCUUCAGAAUGAUCACCGGAAACCCGAUGCUUCGGCAAGGUAUUGACCCCAGCAAGACUGCUGCUCGCGCAGUCACUAUGAGGUGCUUCGGCGUUCCGAUCCCUGGGGGUGGUGGGACCCCUGGAUAUCCGGGAGAUACGGUUCACUUCCCAACCACGCCCUGCCCAGAGGGUAUUCGUUCGAAUAUCUACUUCCCUCAAUGUUGGGACGGCGUCAAUCUCGACAGCCCUGAUCAUUCGAGUCAUGUCGCUCAUCCAGUCGGACCUCCAAGUCCCGAAGGUCUCCAGAUAUUUGGAACGGACUGCCCUGACACUCACCCCGUCCGACUUCCUCUUUUGUUCAUGGAAAUCAAUUGGGAUACGAGGCCUUUCAAUGACCUGAGUCUCUGGCCCGAAGAUGGCUCACAACCGUUCGUGUUCAGUAUGGGCGAUCCUACCGGGUAUGGGCAGCACGCCGACUACGUAUUCGGAUGGGAAGGCGAUUCUCUCCAGCGAGCUAUGGAGGUCUGCACCGGUGGAGACGGUAUCCCCACAAACUGCCCUGCAUUAACCGUCCAAGAUAUGGACUCCAUGAACCAGUGCAGACAACCCAACAAGAUCGACGAGAUCGUGGAAGGCCAAUACUUGGACAAACUCCCGGGAUGCAACCCGAUCCAAGAAGGACCCGAACCAGCUACGAUGGUACCCAACUGCAAUGCUAUUUCCACUACCACAGCUGCGCCUUCGCCGACUCACCCUCCCGAGGUUGUAAUUCCUCCAUGGACAGUCUGCUACUCAGGACCUCCUCCCAACCCAAAUCCAUUGAUGCCCAAUUGCGAUUCGAUUCCAGUGAAGACGCCUCAACCUGAGGCUCCGGAGGCUACAUUGCCGCCUGCAGUGGUGACUCCGAUCUAA